Dreissena polymorpha is the source of this 1379-nucleotide messenger RNA. Its product is annotated as protocadherin-like wing polarity protein stan. Gene Ontology annotation, molecular function: calcium ion binding. Lineage: Eukaryota; Metazoa; Mollusca; Bivalvia; Myida; Dreissenidae. The transcript has 5 exons. The record is from RefSeq and is a predicted model, not a curated record. Bases 149 to 958 code for a protein of 269 amino acids. Gene Ontology annotation, cellular component: membrane.
GCGCCAUCCCUUCUUAUAUGCUUUGUAAAGACAUGUUUUUCGCAAAUUGUGUGGAUGACUCUUCACUUUAAGCAUACCGCAAGUCUGAUAUUUGUUUGCAUAUUGCUAUAGGAACCAGGAAGAUAUAAAUUGACAACAUGCUCUACCAAUGUUCACUUUGCUACUGGACUUACUCGUUAACACUGGAAUAAAAAAAAUCAAAAUGUCAAAAAUACUUGGAUUACUGUGCGCGCUUCUGUUUGUUGGAUAUACCGAGGCAGUCAUAACCGGAUUCACAGGCACUUCCCCUGCUGGAACAAUGACCGUAGCUGGAACAGCAACAGCAGCAACAUCCACCAUAUCGUUGCAGUCAUCAUUAGCUUCCGGUGCAACACUGUUUACUGUAACGGCAGCAGCAGGUGAUACAAUUAACACAUAUGCGUUCCAUACUACCAACGGAAACCCUGGCACCUAUGGAGCCAUUGCCAAGGUCGGGACAGCCGGUGUUGUCACACUGGCGAAGGCUCUUGAUUAUGCAACUACGAAGGAGGUGGUUUUCAUAGUUGUCGCUACUGACACGGCCAGCACCCCGAAUACUGGAUCAAUGACAGUGACUGUGAAAUUCGGCCCGUCUACGCAUACUGCCUACUCUUUCUGUGUUGCUGACCCUACAGCGUUAGGAGCGGUAAUCGGCACCCCGAGUUCGUCCGUAUCCACUGCUGUUUGGACUGUGGCAGCAGGAGGAACCGACGCGGCAAAAUUUACGGUAGCAAGCGGAGUAAUCAAAACAGCUGCCAUAUUGCAGUCAUCUGAUAAAAUCCACUACACCGCUGACCUCACGCUGACGGACGGAACUGCCACCAGCACGUGGCCCUUGCAUGUGCUCGUUGGCAACACCUGCUUGAAUAGCGGAGUUUCCCAGGUCGUUACCGGUUUGGCCAUGAUCUUGAUUACCGUCCUAGCGAUACAUGUGGUCUAAACAUCCACGCAAAUCGUACAAGAUUGCUGUGAUUUAUUGACUGAUUUUACAAAAAAACUUACAAAAAUGCCGUUAGACUUGAUACUUUUUACUGUUCAUUAACUGAUAAAAAGUUAUCUAUAAAUUUGAACUCGUUGAACGACUAUGAACAACUAGAUUUUCAAUUUUUAAGUAAAUGGAAGAAAAACUGAAUGCAAACUUAAAAUAUAAAUUAAUACGCAUUAAACAUAUCAAUUGAACUACAUGUAUUUGGAAAAAAGAAGUAAAGCGUUUUUGUGUUAAACUUACAAAAUGUAUGGCCAUGUUGUUGUGUUUUCUUUUCAUAGUUUCCGCCAUGAAUUUCCAUGUGAGACAUUAACUGUUUCUCUGGAAAAGAAUAUAUGGAAAUUUUCUUGAUAAAUCUGUGAUCUUUAUUGUUGUA